Molecule: messenger RNA, 2118 nt
Organism: Penicillium daleae
Lineage: Eukaryota; Fungi; Ascomycota; Eurotiomycetes; Eurotiales; Aspergillaceae
Product: putative acyl-CoA synthetase
Exons: 3
Coding region: 1-2118 (705 amino acids)
Source: RefSeq, a predicted model, not a curated record
AUGACGCCACAUCCCCAACAAACAGCUCUCGCAGCCUCCCUCGCCGACCCAGAGUCAUUCUGGGCCGAACCCGCGAAGCGGCUCCACUGGCACAAAGCGCCGUCGCGCGCGCUGGCGCGGCGCACGAAGACAUUGCCCAGCGGCGUCGAGCAUGAGCAUUGGUCUUGGUUUCCCGAUGGCGAGAUCUCCACCUCGUACAACUGCGUUGAUCGACAUGUGCGGGCGGGCCGGGGCGGUGAUGUGGCGAUUAUUUGGGAGUCGCCGGUCACGAAGACUGUCGAGCGGUUUACGUAUGCAAGGUUGUUGGACGAGGUGGAGGUUUUGGCCGGGGUGUUGAGGGAGGAGGGGGUUAGAAAGGGAGAUGUUGUUAUUAUUUACACGCUCAUCGCCGCGCUAGCAAUAACCCGCCUAGGCGCCAUCCACGCCGCCGUCUUCGGCGGCUUCGCAGCGCAAUCAUUGGCGCAGCGAAUCGAGGCUGCCCGCCCGCGGGCCAUCAUGACAGCCUCGUGCGGCAUCGAGGGGUCCAAGGGCCCAAUUGACUACCGGCCGCUAGUCGAGGGCGCAGUGCGAGCCAGCAGUUUCAAGCCGGACAAGGUCAUUGUCUGGCAGAGGGAUGAGCUGCGCUGGAAUAACCCGGAUAAACUGGGUGGACAGCGGAAUUGGCAGCGGUUGGUGAAGAGUGCGCGGAUGAGGGGGGUAAAGGCUGGUCCGGUGCCGGUGAAGAGUACGGAUGGGUUGUAUAUUAUCUAUACCAGUGGAACGACGGGUCUACCAAAGGGUGUCCUCCGCGAAGCGGGCGGCCACGCCGUCGGCCUGGACCUGUCUAUCCGCAUGCUAUUCAACAUCAACGGGCCCGGCGACGUGAUGUUCUGCGCCUCAGACAUCGGCUGGGUCGUGGGACAUUCGUACAUCCUAUACGCGCCGCUGCUCGUCGGCGCAACAACCGUCCUCUUCGAAGGGAAACCCGUCGGCACACCAGACGCAGGCACAUUCUGGCGCAUCGUGGAAAAGCACAACGUCAAUGCUUUAUUCACAGCUCCAACCGCGAUGCGCGCCAUCCGUAAGGAUGACCCGGGGGAUAAGCUAUUCGAAGAUGUUGGUGCGCGAGGGGGGCUGAAGAGUCUCCGCGCACUAUUUCUUGCCGGCGAGCGUAGUGAACCUAGCAUCGUGCGUGCCUACCAAGAUCUGCUAACCAAACACGCCGCGCCCGGCGCACUGGUCAUCGAUAACUGGUGGUCCUCCGAGUCCGGAUCCCCCAUCACAGGUCUAGCACUGAACACCAGCGCAUGCCACCCGAACCACACAACCAUCAACACCGCACCCCUACCCAUCCGCCCCGGCUCCGCCGGCCUCCCCAUGCCAGGCUUCGACGUCCGCAUCGUCGACGACACGGGGACCCAAGUCCCGCCCAACACAAUGGGCAACAUCGUCCUCACCGCACCCCUCGCACCAACCGCAUUCACAAACCUCUUCGAAGACGACGAGCGGUUUUACCACGGGUACUUGAAGCGGUUUGGCGGGCAGUGGGUGGAUACGGGGGACGCGGGACUGAUCGAUGAAGAAGGGUACGUGCAUAUCAUGUCGCGCAGCGACGAUAUUAUCAACGUUGCCGCGCACCGGUUUAGCACGGGUGCUAUUGAGCAGGCUAUCCUGUGUCAUCCGGCUAUUAGUGAGGCGAGUGUUGUGGGGAUUCCGGAUGAGUUGAAGGGGCAUUUACCGUUUGCUUUUGUGCAUUUACGACCCGGGGCUGGAUAUACAUCUCCAUCUGCAUCUGGAGAUGGAGAGGGGGACUUACCCGCUGCUGUCCCGGAUACACUAUUCAAAGAGAUCAACGCGCAUGUGCGCGAACAAAUCGGUGCUAUCGCUUCUUUAGGCGGGAUUAUCCAGGGGAGGGGCAUGAUUCCAAAGACGAGGAGUGGGAAAACGUUGAGGCGGGUUUUGAGGGCGUUGGUCGAGAAUGGUGUACGGGGCAGGUUUGACGAGACUGUUAGUGUGCCGCCGACGGUGGAGGAUUUGGCGGUUGUGGAUGUUGCGAGGGGCAGGGUUAGGGAGUACUUUUUGGAGAGGGAGAAGCGGAAGGAGAAGCAGAUGGAGGUAAGAGGAAAGGCGAAGCUUUGA